UAGCCAGUGUCUGUGUCUGUCAGAUCGACCAAAGGUACGUCAGACGUAAGUUGAAGUUACUAGUAAAAAUUUCGAAAAUUUGCCAGUGAUCAGAAAAACUCGAGGUAAAAACCGAAUUUCUUUGCACUAAUAGGAAGAGUGUGUCCAAGGGACACCGAAGGCCACGGUUUUGCAUUACCGAACAAAGUGAGGGAAACAUUCGCUUAAAUAUUGAUAAAAGCGUUUUUCGAAGCCUUAAAGCCAAUCGUUCAUAGUCCUUGGCAGAGUUCUAAGACUGUGUUGAGAUUUUUUGAGGCUAAACGAAAGUUCCAGGUACAAAGCGAAUCGAUACUAUCAGUUCUAUAUAGCAAGUGUAUAUGUUUGCGAGUAAACUCGAAUCCAAGAUGACGUCCAAAGCACCAACUAAAAACAAGGAAAUCCAAAAGAAGUGCAAAUCCAGAGAUGCUGCAAGAUCCCGCAGAGGGCAGCAGAAUGAUGAGUUUAUUGAGCUCUCGCAUCAGCUGCCACUGCCUGAGGCAAUAUCAGGCCAGCUUGACAGGCUGUGCAUAAUGAGGCUAACAAACAGCUAUAUCAAGAUCAAAAAACUACUCAACUCCAUGAUGAAUCAAGAUAUCAGACAAGUACAGCAAUUGAGUCUGAGGGGAUCAUCUGUUUAUGACAAACAAGCUUUAGAGGCUAUGGAUGGAUUUCUUUAUGUGGUGGCACCUGAUGGCCAGUGUUUGUAUAUAUCAGAUAACAUUUCCCACUACAUGGGACUCUCUCAGAUUGAAGUUACUGGCAACAGCCUUUACAAGUACGUUCACCCAUGUGACCAUGAAGAACUAGCCAAUCAACUGGGAGGACAGAUCCCGCUAGAGGACAUGGAGAUCUUUGAUGGGUUGUUCUGUUCAGAUUCAGUUUUUAUGAUGAGUAACCAUCUCAAAAAAGGUUCCAAGAAGGCUAAAGAUAUCAACCCACACAGGUCGUUCUUCCUGCGCAUGAAGAGCACCUUGACUAGCAGGGGAAAGAGUGUCAACCUGAGAGCAUCAACCUACAGGGUUGUCCACUGCACUGGUAGUAUGAAGUACACCGAACGUAUUGGUGCAGAUGGUAAAAAAGAAAAUGUCCCUCUAUUCCUCGUAGCCAUUGCUGUACCACUCAUGUUUGCUACAACCUUUGAAGUACCCCUGGACAGAGGGACAUUCACAAGCAGGCACAUGCUUGACAUGAAGUUCUUGCAGUGUGACGAAAAGGCCUCCAAUCUCCUGGGGUACUCUCAGAAAGAGUUGAUCGGGAAGUCCUGGUACAACUUUCAUCAUGCAGCAGAUUUGGACAAUGUACUUAUGACCCAUAGGCUUUUGCUGACCAAAGGCCAGUCUGUCAGCAAGUACUAUCGAUUCUUAGCUCGUGAUGGUGGUUGGGUCUGGCUUCAGACUAAAGCUCACGUUGUUUAUGACAGCAAGACCUGUCAACCACAGUUCGUCUUUUGCAUCAACUACGUGUUGGGAGGAAAGCAACGGGCCAACUUGAUCCUUUCAAACGAACAAAACAACCCGAUUCCUGUAGCUGGUGGACUUAAGAGCAUACUCAAAACAGACAAUACCCUGAUGAAAGACAAUAAAAACGCUAUUAUCCUAGACGAACGUACCAAGCUGAUCAAACAAACUAAAGCAGGGACGAACAAGAACCAGGAGGGUAUAAAGAAAGAACAACUAUUUGGAAGCUGUGCCGUCAAGCAAGAGAAGAACAAGAAGUUCUGCGACUGCCUUGAAGUGGAUUGUGAGCACAUGAACUUCCAGGAGUGCUUCCCCGUGGCUUGGGAAGACGUAAUCCAGCAGCAAGAGGAGUACGAACAAUACACUUGGGACCACUACGGUGAAGCACCUAUCGAUACCCCACCCAUGUCACCUGGCUCGCUCGACAACGAUUCUCCAGUAACAGAGAACGACAAAGCAAGUGCUUUACUGACAGCAGACCUGGAGGAUAGCGCACCGUUCCUGCCUUCACCGAGCACUGAUAAACACUUGAUGAAGAUCAAAGAAGAGAAAGAUGACUGCAGCAUGAAGGAUGAAGAAGAAGAUGAUGACGAUGAGAAUCUUCACGGACGCGCUCCCUUCAUUCCUCCCCCCUUCACCGACACUGGCCUGACAUGUGACGAUGACAUGUUAACUGAUGUGUCGUUUGGGGACUCGUCGUGCUGGCUAGAUGGUAGCGCCAUCAAAAGCUUCUAUACAUCAUCAGGAAAACUCAAAAGAGCAUCUCAAAGCCUGUCCUCGUCCCCCGUAUCUGUGAGAAAAGUACCGGAUAAUAUUCGACGCAACGGCUACAUCACCAACGAUCUUGUCAGCACCCAGCGAGUGUUGUUCCCAUCAGUCACUCAGUUUGAUGCUGAAGUUAACGCUCCUGUACAGUCUUGUAACCUGUUACAGGGAGAUGAACUCUUGACUGCGCUGGAUCAGGAGAUGAUGGAUAUCAAUCAAGGGUAUAUGUGAUUUACGCUUAUUUAGGAGUUAUUAAGGAAACUAUAUGUAUGAAUAGAGUGGAUGUGUUAUAUUGGUGGUUUUCAACCAUUCCCAAGAGAAUUAAAUAACAAAAGACACGGCGGCCAUGUUGGAGGAUAUAACAAAAGAAUUCAUUGACAAUGCUUUUGUUAAGUUCCCUCAACAUGGCCGCCGUGAAAACCAUCAAUAACCAAGGGUGCCAACCUGUUUUUAAUAUCUAUGUUGGGUGGGAUGCCUGUGUUGGCGUCGUUGAUAAUUUCGUUGGUCCAACACCGCAAUAUAGCGUAUGGGAUUAUCCCCUAUGAUGCUGUCUUGUGGUCUUGGUCUUCGACCGGUGAAUCGAUCAGAGACGGCACAGGUAACCCAUCGUUUUGAAGAUUUUAAAUUGUCAUCUGAAGACUCUAAACAAAUAUAUAUUCUAUAUAUCAUGACUAUUUAUCCCUUGUUGGUUCUGAGCGGACAAAAUAGUCAACAUAAUCCAUGUAUAAUCAUGCCGAUCCGGUAAAAGUUUCUAAAAUAUACUAAUAAGGUUGUGUACCUACCACUUCGUAUGUUCUGUAGCGUAUCCAGACAUCUUUUGGCCCUGUUAGAACACCGAAUCUUAAAUUUGGUAUUUGGUACGCUAAACCGUUACGCUCAGCUUCGGUUAGUCUUAAGAUCGUUAGCGCUAAUACCUCUCAAGGUUCGGUGAGACGAUAUAUUGAAGAAAUAGAAAACGCGCGCGCGUGCUGUGUGAAGUCAUAAAACACGCGAGGGUUGGCAGAACACGAGAGAAGUGUUAGGAGAAGCACGACGCGUUUUUUAUUUCUCUUAUAAAAUACAA
Messenger RNA from Actinia tenebrosa (Australian red waratah sea anemone), 3303 nucleotides. Its product is annotated as hypoxia-inducible factor 3-alpha. Gene Ontology annotation, molecular function: DNA-binding transcription factor activity, RNA polymerase II-specific; protein dimerization activity; RNA polymerase II transcription regulatory region sequence-specific DNA binding. The record is from RefSeq and is a predicted model, not a curated record. NCBI's taxonomy places the organism in Eukaryota, Metazoa, Cnidaria, Anthozoa, Actiniaria, Actiniidae. Gene Ontology annotation, biological process: regulation of transcription by RNA polymerase II. Gene Ontology annotation, cellular component: transcription regulator complex; cytoplasm; nucleus.